This is a messenger RNA of Helianthus annuus (common sunflower), 1943 nucleotides long. RefSeq names its product serine/threonine protein phosphatase 2A 55 kDa regulatory subunit B beta isoform. Gene Ontology annotation, biological process: peptidyl-serine dephosphorylation. The transcript has 14 exons. Lineage: Eukaryota; Viridiplantae; Streptophyta; Magnoliopsida; Asterales; Asteraceae. The coding region runs from base 233 to 1714 and encodes 493 amino acids. Gene Ontology annotation, cellular component: cytosol; protein phosphatase type 2A complex. The record is from RefSeq and is a predicted model, not a curated record. Gene Ontology annotation, molecular function: protein binding; protein phosphatase regulator activity.
CGAAAGUGUGUCUUGUAGGGAAGCCCGAUAUUCCAUUUCCCAUAUAACAACAAAAACAAACAAAAAUUCACAAAUUCAUUCACUCCCUUCCUUCGGGGGUUUUACUUUCACACACACACACACUGCAAAAUCUCCAAAUUCAUCUUCCAUUGAUCGAUCCAAAAUGCGUAUUGCUGUUCGUUAGCUUGAUCUUGACCGUUAGAUUCUCUCAAUUCAAGUUUAGUUGGCGAAAAUGGACGAUGUGGCUAUGGCUCCUGAGGGUUUAGAGUGGAAGUUCUCUCAGGUUUUUGGUGAACGUGCUGCAGGAGAAGAGGUUCAAGAAGUUGAUAUCAUUUCAGCAAUAGAAUUCGAUAAAACUGGCGAUCAUCUUGCAACCGGAGAUCGUGGGGGCCGUGUGGUUUUGUUCGAAAGAACCGACAAAAUAGAUGGGGGUGUUCAUCGUAGAGUUUUAGAGGCAAUGGAUUGUUCCAGCAGCCAACACCCUGAAUUUCACUAUAAAACCGAAUUUCAAAGUCAUGAACCAGAGUUUGACUAUCUAAAGAGCUUGGAAAUCGAGGAGAAAAUAAACAAUAUCCGAUGGUGUCAGACGGCUAACAACGCCAUGUUUUUGCUAUCCACUAACGAUAAAACCAUAAAGUUCUGGAAGGUUCAAGAAAAGAAGAUCAAGAAGGUAUGCAACUUUAAUCUAGACCCUCCAAAACCGGCAAUCAACGGUUUCGUAACUACCUCAAAUGCGCCUACAUUGUUUAAAACAUGUUUUACAAACGGAGGAAGCAACGACAAUCCGCUGAAUUUUAGGAACAACAAUAUUUCGUUGAGGGGACUUACAUCUCUACAUUUACCUACGGUAACCAGUCACGAAACUAGCCUUUUAGCUAGAUGUCGUAAAACAUAUGCUCAUGCGCAUGACUAUCAUAUUAAUUCCAUCUCAAAUAACAGUGACUGUGAAACAUUUAUAUCCGCCGAUGAUCUCCGUAUAAACCUUUGGAAUUUGGAAAUUAGCAGUCAAAGUUUCAAUAUCGUUGACAAGAAGCCUGCAAACAUGGAGGAUUUAACCGAGGUGAUAACGUCAGCAGAGUUUCAUCCUUCACACUGUAAUAUGUUGGCGUAUAGUAGCUCAAAAGGCUCAAUUAGGCUAAUUGAUUUGCGACAAUCAGCUUUAUGUGACACUCAUAGCAAAGUGUUUGAAGAACAUGAAGCUCCUGGUUCUAAAUCUUUCUUUUCGGAUAUUAUAUCUUCAAUUUCUGACAUUAAAUUCUCGAAGGGGGGUCGGUACAUACUAAGCCGUGAUUACAUGACCCUUAAGAUGUGGGAUAUAAAUAUGGGUUCUGGCCCAGUUGCAACUUUUCAGGUGCAUGAACAUUUGAGACCCAAGUUAUGUGAUCUAUAUGAAAACGAUGCAAUCUUCGACAAAUUUGAAUGUUGUCUCAGUGGAGAUGGACAGCGAGUAGCAACUGGUUCAUACAGCCAUCUGUUUCGUGUUUUCGGUUGUUCUGAGGGCAGCACAGAAGCAACAACUUUGGAGGCAACCAAGAAUCCCACAAGGAGGCAAGUCCAGACACCUCCAAGAUUCUUAAGAUCCCCUGGAGGAUCGGAUGACAUAAAUGGAAAUAGUUUUGAUUUAACAACAAAGUUGCUCCACCUUGCAUGGCACCCAAGUGAAAACUCGAUCGCCUGUGCUGCUUCAAACAGUUUGUAUAUGUAUUAUGCAUGAAGACGGACAAUGGCGUAACUGUAAAUUAUUUGGAUUAAAUGAAUAUAAGCAAGCGCUCUCCUACCACCAAAAAACCGAGGUAAAUUGGUAGUUGGGACCGAGGUUUAUGUAUGGAUUGGUAGGAAGUAGCUGUGUUGUGAAUCAGUUAAACUAAAUGGGAGACUAUGUUUUAUGUCAUGUUGGGUAGGUCUUUGCUUCAUGUUAUAUUUAUGGUUAAAACUUAAAAUGA